Messenger RNA from Limulus polyphemus (Atlantic horseshoe crab), 7159 nucleotides. RefSeq names its product 2-oxoglutarate and iron-dependent oxygenase domain-containing protein 3-like. Gene Ontology annotation, cellular component: membrane. The record is from RefSeq and is a predicted model, not a curated record. The transcript is spliced from 8 exons. Bases 85 to 1059 code for a protein of 324 amino acids. Lineage: Eukaryota; Metazoa; Arthropoda; Merostomata; Xiphosura; Limulidae. Gene Ontology annotation, molecular function: iron ion binding; oxidoreductase activity, acting on paired donors, with incorporation or reduction of molecular oxygen; L-ascorbic acid binding.
CUAAGCAUAGCAUAGAAAGAGUGUGAGGAUACGAUAAUACAUGUGAUGUAUUGUAAUGCUUGAUUGAAUAAAGUAAGAGCUAAAAUGCCAACUAAAAAAAGAAAGGUAUACAGUAAUAUAGGCCGAUCAGAAGAAACAGACAACGGUGGGUCAGACAAUUCUUCUGAAGGAAAAAGCAGAUCUCCAGAAAGAAGUUUGCUAACAUGGCGUCGUGUUUUUGGAAGAGUUGUCUUAUGUGUGGGAGUAAUGAUGAUAAUUUAUAUUACACAAAAAAAAGAUUCUGAACAGGUGUUUGCUAAGCAGUCAGAAACUGUACAAGGGAGGAAACAGGAGAUUCCCUGCUCCAAAGAUUAUGAGAAUGAAUUAACAAGGUUUAAAGGUUGUGUACCUCAACGAUGUGGACGCCUGGUUACUGAUUGGUUGGUUGCACCCCAAGAAGCAGCCCAACUUCUGAGCAUAGCAAAGAAAGGUUUAGCACAUGGAGGCUCUUCUGGAGGUGCUUCUAUAUUUGAUCUUCAUUCGGGUGCUCUAUCUCACGGGGACAACUUUGUCAACAUUUACAAGUUAAUGAAGAAAGAAGGAAAGAGAACAUUGUUUACACAGCAUGAUUUUGAAAUUUACAAAAAAGUGAAAGACAAAAUUCACCAUAUGAUUGCAACAGAGUUUGGAAUCCUGCCCCAGAAACUUUAUCUUACCCAUCCAACGUUCUUCUCCCAAAUGUCAAACAAACUGGCUAAAACUAAGCACGAUGAAUAUUGGCAUAUUCAUGUUGACAAAGAAACCUAUGGGUCUUUCCAUUACACUUCUCUUCUUUAUCUUUCUGACUAUGAUGUUGAUUUCACUGGAGGAAGAUUUAUUUAUGUGGAUAAAUCAGUUAACCUUACUCUUGAACCGAAGAUGGGUAGGGUUGUGGCCUUUACUUCAGGAUCAGAAAAUCCUCACUAUGUAGAGAGAGUAAACAGUGGCAUAAGAUAUGCACUGACUGUGUCAUUUACUUGCAACAAGAAGUAUGCUAUAGAUGACCUUUCCACAAACAACUUGAACCAACAACAUUCCUAAAACUGUGAUGAACUGAAUAAUUUAGAUAAAAGCUGUAUAUCAGUGUCUGUAAAAUAGAUUUAUGAUGUGUGAAAUCUUUACUGGGUGUUCUAAUUUGUUAACAUUCAUGUGUGUGUGUCCAACCAUACAUCAAAUAUACAUUUUGAGUACUUUUGUAGAUCACGAAAUGUUUGGUAGUGUAGAGCACAUUUUCCAUUAAUCAGUGGGUGAGAAAAACUUUAUUCAUCAUAAGUUAUUUAUGCAGUUGGGCUUAAAAAGACUAUAGUUGAAAACAUAGAGAUAACUGUAAAUAGUAGGUACAUCAAAUGUAUGCAUAACGGUAGCAAAAAGUAUUUCAUGAUUUUGAAAUUGCCUGAAAACAUUUUUAAAUGCAAACAUUGAUGCAGUUUUCUAAUGAUUUAUUAAUCGUACACUGAAUAAAAAUAAUAUCUUAAAAUAUUGUUAGAUAAUGUUCUAGAUUGUAAAUUAUCAGACUGGUGGUGUGGAAUGUUUUUUAGGUCUGGUCAUGUAUGCUUAGUAUGGCAGAAUACUAGGGAGGGUCUGGGAGUAUACUCCCCUGAAAAUAUUUUAAAAUCAGGUAUCUCCUUGGUGCAUUUUUAAACAUUUUUCAACUAGUUCAUUUGCUGUCACUUCCUUCUUUUUUUUUUAAAUCAGAUUUUACAUUGCUCUUAAAGUUAAAAAUAGGUAAGAUACUGCUAAAUAUCACAAUAGUUUCAGCAUAGAAUUCAUUGUAAAAAAUAUGUUGCUAUGAACCUAUUUAUAAAUAAUAUUCACAGGGUAUGAAUAAAGGCACUCUAUUGAAAUUUAUUAAUAAAGUAGCUGUAUUAUGUCAUUACAUGUGUGCAUAUUUAGAAAUACACAAUAAUAAAAUUUUCAUUAAUGAAUAUUUCAAAACUAACACCUUUUUUUUUUACCAAAAAUACAUGUAGCUAGUACAUUGAGAGGAACAUAGUUAUAUAUCAGCAGUAGGCCUAUAUUAUUAGUUAUGUAGAGUCAUAGAUGUGCAUUUCUUAAUUUCUGGAGAUCUUUCCCCCAUCUCCUGCAUUUCUUACAAUAUAUCCUGAAAUUAUAUUUUCUAAAUUACGUUUGUCAAGUUGUUUCUUGUAAAUCCUUAAAAGCAUCAAAUGAUUUAAUCUUUCCUGGGACGUGGUUGCUGUUAGAUAUGUCCACACUCUCUUCAGCUCAGAAAAUUGUCUCUCACUGGUGGCAAGCAGCAGCAAAAUUAACUCUACCAAAGUCACAAACUCUGAAACAAACUUUCCUUGUGCCAUUGGUGGUUGGCAGAGGUGAUAUUUUAAGUUAGGGGUGCACUGAAAUCUGAAGUUGCCCUGGUAGGCAAACCCCCCCCCCCCAGACACUGAUGAUGUUUAAUUUUUUUAGAAGUCCAGAAAUAGUAAAGAUUAAUCAUAAACAUAAUCAACAUAUGUUAGGCAAGUACUUAAUGUUGAAUCACUUUGCAUAUAAAAUCCGUUGUAUUUUGCACAAUGUUACACUUCUUUGAAACAUCAUGUAUAGAUGAAUUUAAACUGUAUGCUAGACAGUUUACAUACAAAGCACUACUCUCUUCUUGGUUAAAAAUUGCCUGGACGCCAUUCCUCACACCGCUAAUAUUGCUGGCUCAAUCAUAAGACUGGCCCCUACAGUGAGUGAACAUCUAAUAAAAACAUCUUCAGUUUGAUGAUGGAGUGUUACAGCUUUGGUAUCUCAAUUAGACCAAAUGUAUCUUCAUGAAUCUGGUACUUUCUCUCAACCAAUUGAAUUGACAGUAACAGCUGUUCAAUAUGUGAAAUGUCUGUAACUUCAUCAACAAUUACUGAGAAUCACAUAGCAUUCUUAAUUUCAGCUAAGAUCUGUAAGUACAGUUAGGACCAUUAUUUGGAUAAUUUUAUUAAUGGUAUCUGGAGAAAUGUAAUCUUUUUGAUGCAGCCAGGUUUUCAUUCCAGGACAUUCCUGUGCAUGCAGUGGUAAUAACUGAUAUAAAUUACCUUCAAAGGUCUCAGCACUUUCAGCAUGCCUCUCAAUGGUAGAAAUUAUUAUUCCAAAAAUCUAAUGCAUGUUAUUAGUUUCAUCAGCAUACUUUUAUGAAAGUUUUGUUCUGUAGCAAAUUGACUAUUUAACUUAGCACUAACAUAUACAUGAGAGGUCUUCGUUACAAGUUUUUCUGUAGCUUCCUGAUGAAUGUCACUUUUCUCAUGCACCUCAAAUCUUUGAAGGGCUUUUCUCCAGUUUCUAAGUCCAUUGUUGAUAAUCUGUUACUUAGUAGACACUGAAGAUGGUAAUAAACCUUUUUGUUUAGCACUACAACAUGGUCUACCAAAAUUUUAUAGUGAGAUAAACAAACGGUGAUCUUAGAAUGCUUUUUAAACCAUGACUUUUGUAUUUUUCUGGAAUAAGACUUUACCUGGGUUGGUUGCUUUUUUUAGGAUGAAGUGAAUGAAUUGUUUUAUAUCCAGGAACUUCCAAAGGUUGAUUAGGUCUACUUAAAUUACUACAGCCCUCAUUUACAAGAUGUUUCAACAUGCACAGCUAUUACAGUAUCACUGUCUACAUUAGACAUACCUUGUGUUUCUUCUUCAACAUCAGUGUUGGCUGUGCUACUAUAAGUGCUACUUGAAUAAUGUAGAUUUACCUUGAUAACUUCUUCAUCACUCGAGUCAACAAUUUCAGAAACACUAGCCUUACUAAAAGGCUUUGCAACAAAAUCGCAAAUUUUCGUUUGUGUUCCAGUAAACAUUGCCAUUUUCUCCAUGACACAUUAAAUUUAAAUUAAAUAAAGUGAUCUCCUCAUAUCAAAAGCACUAGCUGGUAAGUUUAGUCUAGAAAUUAGACUAUGUUUAAAGUGUAAAGCACCCAUCAUACUACUUGCAUUACUGAGUUUCAAAGCUUUAUUAUUGCUGCGUUUUUUUAGAUUUACAGCCUUCAAAAAUUUUUAGGGGUGUGCCACCACCCUUUGCCCCACUGUUUCCUAUGACUUUAGUGGUAAGUGUGCUGUUGACAGGGAACUGAGGAUUUGUUUACAUGUUGAGAUCUCACAAGUUACAUCUUUGAUAUUGAUAUCAACUGAGCAUUUUCUUUUCUCUGCUUGCUUUAAUUGAGGAAUCCAUGUUGGUGUAUUUGCUGCUUAGAGGACUAUAUUCAUCUGAAAGUGUAACUAGACCUUCUUCCUGGCUGAUCAUGCUAUUAGAUUCAGUUCCAUAGAAUAUAUCGGCCUCCUGGAGUUCCAUAUUGCAAUGUUGAUUUGUUGCUGCUUUGAUUAGCAGAUUUUCCAGGUUCAUAUACUGUUGUUUACUUAGUAUUUGCAGGAAUUAUCUUUCAUGGUUUUACAUUAAAAAUUGUUUCACAGGUUUUAACUUUCACAGAAAAACAAAAUUGAAAAUGCAUCAAUUUUCCAUCACAUAAAUUUAGAAAAACGUUUUUAGACAUCAUUCUGUUUUUUCUAAGCAAUAUUUUUCAAACUAUAAGCCUUUGCAAUCACACUGUGCAACUGAACUGAUGUGUUAGUAAUCCACCUAUUGAAAGCAAUGAAUUUGUCUGGGCAUGUUGCAGGAUUCAUUACAGGUACUUAACUGACAACAGCUUAUGUUUCCUGAUUACAUGUUAUUAUCUAAAUAUAGCAUAUUGAGAACAGUUAAUCAAAUGGUUUGGUGAGUAUAAAAUUAUUUUAAAUUUUUUAGCAAUAUCAAACAUCAAAUAGUCACAACUUCAUUAUGUACCAUUCUCAAAAUGUCUUUGUGGAAAUGGAUAAAAUCGACCAAUUCUCCCAAAACCAGCCAAUCCAGAGAAGAGGAUCAUGUGCCUAACAAAGAAACCAAGUGGCCUACCUCUAUUCCUUGGAGAAAAGUAUGAUGUAUUGAUGUGACAUUGGAUAAUAAAUGUCUGGCUCAACGGUGGACUGAUCAACUUGCUUUUUAUUUCACUGGAACUAUUGUUCUUAGAAAUGUAUGUAUCACGAAAAUAGUAAAAGUUAAUUCCACAUGAAUAAUAAUUAACUUGUACUGUAAUAUAACCUAGCUGCUCAAACCUAUCCUUCACGAAAGCUAUAAGAUUGUCACAGACUGCCCAGAAUAUAUGAUAGUUGUGAACUUCAACUGUGGAUGGAUGAUGUCCCAAUGAAUCACCCAUUUCAAGCCUUUUUGGUGCUCUUCUUGGCAGUUGUGGUUCACCAAUGUUGCUUUCUUUUGGGCUUCUUCCUACAAGACAUCAAACUAAUUUCUUAUCUCCUGCAGUUUUUGCAUGGUGAACUUUGCAAGCUACCUUCAGCUGUUGUCUUAAUUAUUUGUAAAUCCUGGCUAAAAAUGUCACAUAGUCUCAAGAAGUACUCUGUAAUGGUAACACCAUACAGGAGGUUCAACUUCUGCAUGUGAGCCUUAACCCCUUUUAAGUCUUGCUUUCAUCACCAUGUCUCAAAAACUUUGUAUAGAAAGGUUCCACAAUCUCAGCAGGGCAUUAUACUGUUACAUGAUGCCAUGCAUGCAGUGAGCUUGUACCGUCCACCUAGUAAGAGAGAGCAUUAUGAUGGCAGAUCAAUCUUCUUUGAUCUUUUCACUGAGGGUUUCUCUCUUUGGGCUGUAUUUUACCAGUUUUGUUAUUUUGUACGCUGUGUCCAUUUCAUCUCUCAUAUGUGAACCUGACAUGUUUAAAGUUAUCUUGGCAUGCCAGAUUUAAAGCAUGGCCAUCCCAAAGUUUAUGUAUUUGACUUUUUCUUCCACCUUCAUCACUUCUUUUACCACACCAUUCUUUUUUUCUGACCAUCAAGGCAAAACCAUCAUAGUCUUGGCCUCACAACCCAAAUACAGAGAUGUCAUUACAGAUCACAUAUCUCAACAUUUGCAAGCAAUUGCAUUUGCAACUUGUCCACUGCAGCAUAAUCAGGUAAGUUGAUAGUAAAUUUUGUGAGGUACUUUCCUGAAGACUUUUGAAGCAAACUUCUUGAUUUUACCAGUAACUGAAGACAAUGUUGACAAACACUAAUUCAACUGUCAAGGUCUUCAAGAACUGGUUCUUUAUAGAUGCAUUGUGGCAGACUUGGCAGAUUAUGGUAUUUAUAUGAGACACAGUGCAAUCAGCAUUAUUCUAUGAAGAACUCUUUUUGCAAACGAUAAUUCUGCUUUUUCUUAGCAAAUUGACGUUAUGGUAAACUUAUAAGUGGUGGUGAUGGUACAUAGUUCUCACUGUUAAUCCUUUUCUCAACAGCUGUCUGCUGGCACACCAUUUGAUGGAUCCUUGGUCUUCUUACCUGAUGACACCUUUAUUUUUUGUUGUAAUUCUUCCAUUUAUUUGUUCUGCACUGGAUUGUCAUUAUGUUCUUGAACUGACCUACCAUCAACAAAGUGAUUAAAAUACUUCACUUAUAAUUUAAAGAAUAAACCACUUUCAGUAUUAGAUGUUCAAGGCCUAUAAUAUUUAUAACAAUACAUUGAAAUAUAAUUCAAUAAUUGGACUAUCCUAAAUUACCUGUAUAAUGGGCAUCCCUCUCCCAUGUGUGUGUCGGGGGUCUGGAGAGCCUCCUCGAAAAUUUUAAAGAUCUAAUUUCUAAGGAGUGCUUUUCAUGUUUUUAGAGACAGUAAUUUUGAUGAUUUGUCUGUGGUCUUGAGAAGUUUUAAUGUGAGUAAGAUGUCUGUUUGAUGAUUUGAGUAUGUCUAUUUAUCUUCACUACCAUAUGGUCAGAGAUUAAACAAAAUAUGUCAAGUAAGAUGUCUGUUUGAUGAUUUGAGUAGGUCAGUUUAUCGUCACUACCAUAUGGUCAGAAAUUAAACCAAAUAAGUUGAGCAGUGACAGUUUUUGCAAAAAGCAAAAUUGUUUAAUCAGUCUACUAAGAUUAUAUUGUGUGACAUUGAAUUCAAUUGGGUUUUGCCUCUACUGUUUUUGAUUAUGGUGAGCAGUAUCAAUAUUGUCAGUGUGUUCCUACACACUGUUUACUAGCAUUAUGAUUUAGUAUGUAGGUGUUUUAGUAACUUAAUUUGCUGCUUCACCCAUGUUAUAAUACAUAUGGUAAAUUACAAACUAUAAUAAUUUGGAGUGUCUAGUGAUUAAAUCUGAAUUAUCAUCCAUUAAGUAUCACUCUUCAUUUGGUAAAAUUUAAUAAAUGCUCAACACUUGA